Carlito syrichta (Philippine tarsier) is the source of this 476-nucleotide messenger RNA. Its product is annotated as 40S ribosomal protein S27-like. The record is from RefSeq and is a predicted model, not a curated record. Gene Ontology annotation, cellular component: cytosolic small ribosomal subunit; ribosome. The transcript has a single exon. The coding region runs from base 1 to 420 and encodes 139 amino acids. Gene Ontology annotation, biological process: translation; ribosomal small subunit assembly. NCBI's taxonomy places the organism in Eukaryota, Metazoa, Chordata, Mammalia, Primates, Tarsiidae. Gene Ontology annotation, molecular function: structural constituent of ribosome; RNA binding.
AUGGGGCCAGGCCUCCCCAGCGGCGGGCCGGGCCGCUGCUUCUCCCCGCACUGCCACCCGUGGUUCCCCCCUCGGGAGCCGGGAGGCGGGCGGAGGGAGGCAGACGUUCCAUCGAGACCUCCAGGAGCCGGGCUUGGUGCUCAGCCUGUAAUCCCGCGCCUUUGGGAGGCUGAGCUCGCAAAGGACCUCCUUCAUCCCUCUCCAGAGGAGAAGAGGAAACACAAGAAGAAGCGCCUGGUGCAGAGCCCCAACUCCUACUUCAUGGACGUGAAAUGCCCAGGAUGCUAUAAAAUCACCACGGUCUUCAGCCAUGCACAAACAGUAGUUUUGUGUGUUGGCUGCUCCACUGUCCUCUGUCAGCCUACAGGAGGAAAAGCAAGGCUAACAGAAGGAUGCUCCUUCAGGAGGAAGCAGCACUAAAAGCACCCCAACCAAGAUGAAUGGGAAACCAUCCCAAUAAACACAUUUUGGAUAUA